AUGUCGGUGCCUUUGAAGCGGGUGCGCGAAAAGUCCACUGGAGCGACCAGUAGCCACAAGGUGGCUGUGUCUACAAAGGAAACCAAGAGCCAGAAGGAAAAGGCGAAGCCUACCGAGAAGAAGGAAGUGAAAGAGAAGGAGGUGAAACAGAAGGAGGUGAAGAAGCAGUCUCUUGAUGAGAAGCUGAGGCUCGAUGUGGAAAGAAGAAUGCAAGCAGCAAAGGAAAGAAAGAAGAGGGAGGCUGAGAAGGAAGCCCAGAAGAAGGAGGCCAGGAAGGAGAAGAAGCAGGCCGGGCUUGAAGAGAAGAAACAGAAGGCAAUGAAGUUGAAAGAGAGAGAGAACCGGAAGAAGGAGUUGAAGGUAGAGGAAGAGAAGUUGAAGAGGAAGGCAGAAAGGGAAGAAGAAUUUGCCAAACAAAAGAAGAGACAGGCAGAAAAGCUAGCCCAUUUGGCCGAUGAGAAGAAAGAAAAGAAGAAGCAGAAGAGCGAAGAGAAGAACAAGAAGGAGAUGGUGGAGGAUGGCAAUGUGGGAUCCAAGAAAAGGAAGUCUGACAAGGUCCCAUGGUGUCCUUCCAAGAAAGGCAUGAUCGAGGGCAUCUUCACGCCGAAGACGAAGCGACCAAGGUCAUCUUCAGUUUCAGCAUUGGGGUCUGAAACUGAGGUGAAAGAGAUGACAAAAUUGUUGCGCGAGUCAGAUGAUGAGCAAAGUGAGAGCGAAGCUGAGGAGCUCAGCUUGGCGGAAGAAGAUGGUGAUGCAUCGUCUGAUGAAGUUGAGGAGCAGGCUUUGCAGGAAAGUGAUGAAGAGGGAAGCGAGGAGAAGAUUGAAGCGCGGCUGAAAGACUUCUUGAAAGUGUCUGGUCAAGUCAGGACUGGUGCUAUCAGCAUUAAAGAGCUUGACUUUGCCCAAGAUCUCGCCAAAAAGAUGCUGGGCCACGCUAGUUCCAUGGAGGCUGUUUACCACGAGGUUGCCAAAUUGGCAAAGGUCAAGUCGCCCGAGCGAGCCUUGAAAGAAGGUGAGCCACGCAUGGAAGAACUCGAAAAGAAGAGUGCCAAGCUCCAGGCCACCUCAGACCGGCAAUCCAUCCAAUGUCCAGUUCCUUCUUUGGAUGUCCAUGCAGUCAUGUCUUAG
Messenger RNA from Durusdinium trenchii, 1128 nucleotides. Lineage: Eukaryota; Dinophyceae; Suessiales; Symbiodiniaceae. The record is from the annotation of a GenBank genome assembly.